This is a messenger RNA of Dioszegia hungarica, 3384 nucleotides long. RefSeq names its product glycoside hydrolase family 38 protein. NCBI's taxonomy places the organism in Eukaryota, Fungi, Basidiomycota, Tremellomycetes, Tremellales, Bulleribasidiaceae. Gene Ontology annotation, cellular component: fungal-type vacuole membrane. Gene Ontology annotation, molecular function: alpha-mannosidase activity; carbohydrate binding. The record is from RefSeq and is a predicted model, not a curated record. The transcript has 18 exons. Gene Ontology annotation, biological process: mannose metabolic process; oligosaccharide catabolic process. The coding region runs from base 1 to 3384 and encodes 1127 amino acids.
AUGUCCCGGCCCGUCCGGACCUCGGAGUUCCGGCGCCGGAUGGGUUUAGCCGAGUUUACUCCGCCGGCCAGCAGCCAUCAGAUCAAAGCUCCCAACGUCGAGAUGUGCGGAAACCAUCCCGAGUAUCCUCAGCGGACAGAGACGGUCAAUCACCCGCUCCUGCCCAGAAUCACUGACACCCGCUUGGACAGGUUCUUCACGGGCGCGUAUGCAUCGCAGCAUCUCGACGAGUGUCUCGCUCGAGCGCGUUUCUCCGGUUCCCCGCACGUCAAGUUGACAGUCUGGUCGGCCCCAAAUGGAGGCAAGCCGUCCUUCGAUGAAGCUAUCCGCAGCUUGAGCGAGGCAGAGGAGCAAGAGAUUGGCGUUGGCUUUGUCUUUGGGCUCAGCUGGACGAACCACUGGGUCAAGUGCGAGCUGAGUAUCCCGGAGGGCAUGCGGAAUACAGGGGAGCAGGUGAUCUUCGAGUUCGACCCGUCUUGCGAGGCAAUGGUCUAUAGCACUGAUGGUACUCCUAUACAUGGCAUCACUGGAGGUCCCAACACCAUGAAGGAUGGCUCGCCUGGAGAGCAAGAGGACAGGCGCGUUGAGCACAUUAUCCCAGCCAAGGCCGUCAAGGCGGGCAAGUAUACCUGCUACGUCGAGGUCACCUGCAACGGGAUGUUUGGUCUUGGGCCUUCUCGCUAUCUGCAUCCCGACGCCAACCGCACUUUCCCGCUCAUCUCUGCCGAUAUUGUCCUCCCAAAUCCCCACGCACGCGGUCUUCGCACCGACUUCCGCAUCCUCGCGGAGGUGUCUCGUCACCCGUCCGCCAAGGCGACAGGUCUCGCUCAGAAGGCCCUCAAGGCAUGUGACGACAUUAUGAAUGCGUUCAUUCGGGGCGAGGGACAGACGGCGGAAGAGCUGGACGAGGUGCUGCAGAGGUGUCGCAGGAUCGGGUGGAAGGUUCUGGGGAAGCUUGGCAAGGAGGAGGUACAGUCACUGGCGGUCUGGAAGACGGAGAAGGAUCGACCUGCAGAGAUCUGGGCUAUCGGACACUGUCACAUUGAUACAGCUUGGCUCUGGCGGUAUACCCAUACUCAGCAGAAGAUCGCUCGAAGCUGGACCUCUCAAGUCGACCUCAUGGACCGCUUUCCCGGCCACCAGUUCGCCGCGUCCUCCGCCGUGCAGUACCACUGGCUCGAGACGCUCUACCCGAAAGCAUUCGCUCGUGUUGCAGACUACGUCAAGAAGGGUCGCUUCCACGCCGUUGGCGGCGCUUGGCUCGAACAUGACUGCAUGAUGCCAUCGGGCGAGUCGCUUAUCCGCCACUACCUCUACGGCCAGCGGUACUUCAAGGAGAAGUUUGGGGUGGUCUGCAGGGAAGCCUUCUUGCCGGAUACGUUCGGGUAUGCCAGUCAGCUUCCUCAGAUCUUGCGGUCUGCUGGUUUGAACUACUUCUUCACGCAAAAGAUCAGCUGGAACAAUAUCAACGUCUUCCCGUACAACACCUUCAACUGGGCCGGCAUCGACGGGACUCAAGUCUUGGCUCACAUGACCCCGGUGGAUGGAUAUAACGGACAGUGCACCUUCGGCGAGAUCAUCAAGGGCAUCCAGAACAACAAAAACUUGGGCGUGACCGACCAGUGCCUCUUCCUGUUCGGUAACGGGGAUGGUGGAGGUGGACCCACCCCUGCCAUGAUCGAUCGGCUCGAACGCCUUGACUCGCUCGCGCGGACCAACCCCGGCGUUCCCACCCUCAAGAUCGGCAGCCCUAUCGACUUCUUUGACGAUCUCUGCAGGCAGAGUGAAGGCGGGAAGACCCUCCCGACAUGGAGAGGGGAGCUGUACUUGGAGCUCCAUCGCGGUACCUACACCACCCAAGCCUGCAUCAAAAAGGGAAACCGAGACAUGGAGACGCUACUGCGGGACCUGGAGUAUUUCGCUACACUGGCUUCGCUGGCUGCAGGGAGCUAUGAGUACCCAACAACGGAGAUCCGCGAGAUCUGGCAGGAGAUGAUGCUCGGCCAGUUCCACGACUGCCUCCCAGGUACCACCAUCAAGGCCGUCGUGGAGGACAACCUCGAAAUCUACUCGCGUCGCAGCGAUCAGGCUCGCAAGCUUCUCGACUCUGCCUUGGCCGUCCUCCGCACUGGGGAGGAGGGUACCACUGUCAUCGAGCCCCUCCGUCUGGCACGUGAGGAGGUCCACGAGUCGGCACCUGGGCAAUACAAAUGGCUCAGCACCAAUGCAUCCGGCCUCGGUGCGCUGUCGUCCCCCUCCGACCUUACUCUGCCCUCGGCCGCUUCAGACGGCAGCACCUACACCGUCUCCAACGCUCGGUACACGGUCACCCUUUCCUCCAAGCGCAUCACGUCCAUCUUCGACAAGCUCAACUCUCGCGAAAUCAUCGCUCCUGGAGUCGGAACCAGCUCGGCAGGGUUCAUGAUCUACGAAGACUAUCCUCUUACAUACGAUGCCUGGGACGCAGAGAUUUACCAUCUCCAGAUGGGCAAGGAGGUUGAGUUUGACAAGGUCGAAGUCAAGGAGGAGGGAGGCAUGAGGGCUAGCCUGGUUGCUAGCGUGAACUUUGGGAAAUCUUCCGCCAAACUCAUUAUCUCACUUGACGCCACCACGCCUAGUACUGUCGCAUCCACGCCCAUCCACGUCGUGGCCGAGAUUGACUGGCGCGAGCAGCACCGCUUCCUCAAGUUCGCCCUUCCCCUUGACAUCCACUCGGCUUAUGCAACCUACGGGACUCAAUUCGGCGUGAUUGAGCGCCCUACGCACCGGAACACCACCAUUGACCAGGCCAAGUUUGAGGUCUGCGCUCAUGGUUUCGCCGAUCUCAGUGAGGCGGGCUAUGGUGUGGCGAUCGCUUGUCGGGACAAGUACGGCUACGCAGUAGAGGGAAAUACCAUGCGACUGUCGCUGGUCCGCGCUCCCACUUCGCCCGAUCCCGAAACAGACCAAGGUUACCACUCUAUCCCCUUCGCGAUCAUGCCCCACGCUCGUCAUGUCGCAGAGAGCGAUAUCGUUCAGCAGACUUUGCGAUACACCAACCAGCCGUACAUCCUUCCUGGGUCAUACUCUCUCCCCACAGUCACCGUUUCUGGCGACGCUAGCUCAGGUAUCGUUGUCGAGACUAUCAAGCGCGGAGAGGACGAUGAGGCGACAGGCACUAAGACGGUGCUGUUGCGGCUGUACGAGAGCAAGGGCGGUCGUGCGAGAGGCGUGUUGAAUCUUGCGGACUUCAAGGUGAAAGAGGCGGAAUGGGCGAACGUCCUGGAGCAGACACUGGAGGGUGACGAAGGCAAGUGCGAGGUGACUGAGAGUCAAGGAGCCUGGUCGGUUGCAUUGGACAUGCGGUCCUUCGAGAUCAGGACGUUGCGGCUGGUCGUAGAGUAA